Molecule: messenger RNA, 336 nt
Organism: Trichoderma harzianum CBS 226.95
Lineage: Eukaryota; Fungi; Ascomycota; Sordariomycetes; Hypocreales; Hypocreaceae
Exons: 2
Coding region: 1-336 (111 amino acids)
Source: RefSeq, a predicted model, not a curated record
AUGAAGGUGUCGACAACUACUGCUCCCUUUUCACUAGGCUACCUCCAAUACGCCAAUGCUAUCUGCAACUCGGGCGAGGUUGGCAUCGGCCGCAAGCAAGAGUACGAAUGGCAAGGGCAAAACAACGUUUUGGUGAACGACCAAUGGGCGACCCUUGCAGCGCUUGGACCAAGCUACGGCAGCCGCAAUGGAAUCAACAGCUGUGAUAGCAGCGGCAUGCCUGGCUUUGUAUGGACCAAUGGCGCCAACUUUCACAACUGCUAUGGUGUUUCCGAGUCAUGCGCUACUGGACCUUUUCUCUAUGAGCCUAUUUACUGGUGCUGCCAAAGCUGGUAA